Molecule: messenger RNA, 1047 nt
Organism: Acaulospora morrowiae
Lineage: Eukaryota; Fungi; Glomeromycota; Glomeromycetes; Diversisporales; Acaulosporaceae
Source: the annotation of a GenBank genome assembly
AUGGUCAAUUCACCGUUACCUACUGACCUUGCAGGGGAGUGCAGAAAGGCAGCGAAGAUUCUGAACAGUUUCAUUGACCCAAUCGCAGCUGAAGGAAUAGAUAAAGUUAUCCCAUCUAGUGUACUACGAAAAGCAAAAGGAUUUGCGAUAUUUACGGUUAUAAAAGCAGGAUUUCUCUUUUCUGGAAGAGCAGGAUCGGGUUUGGUUGUUGCAAGGCUUGAAGAUGGCUCAUGGUCAGCCCCAUCUGCAAUCGGUACCGGAGGUAUGGGUUUCGGCGGGCAAAUUGGUGCCGAAGUAACGGAUUUUGUAAUUGUUCUUAACAGUAGAGAUGCAGUUAAAUCAUUUAGUCAUGGAGGAAAUGUUACUCUGGGUGGAAAUUUAUCAUUUUUUUUCUCAUAUAGGUCAGUUGCCGCUGGACCUAUUGGCAGAAAUGCAGAAGGAGCGGGUUCUGUGUCGCUUGGACAUGUGGCUUCCAUAUUUUCUUAUAGUAAGACGAGGGGUUUGUUUGUAGGUGUCUCGAUCGAAGGUUCUGUUAUUGUAGAACGAAAAGAUGCAAAUUCCAAGUUCUAUCAUCGUAAGGUUACUGCAAAAGAGCUUCUUUCGGGGAAAAUAAGCCCUCCACCUCAGGCAGACGUUUUGUAUCGGGCACUUAAUUCCAAGGUUUCAGCCAUAAGCGAUAGCGUAAGCACAAUGUAUAGUCAUGAAACGCAUGAAAAAGAAGACACAUCCGAAAAUCCUGUUGGUACAAGAAGCUAUCGUCACUCUAUGCCGUCACAUAAAUUGACAGAAAAUACGUCGGAUAAACUCAGUUCUAGCAGUAAUCACAAGUCAUCGGUCCAAAGGGCAUUAUCUACGAACACAACUAGAAGCGAUAAAUCUUAUAGACCUCCGAUAGCCCCGAAACCGGCUUUACCAUCACGUGAAAAGAAACCAACAAUUGCUGUUGCUUUAUAUGACUUUUCAGGUGAACAAGAUGGUGACCUUGGAUUCAGUAAAGGAGACAUCAUCUACAUUAUUAAAAAAACGGAGUCUACUAACGAUUGGUAA